Molecule: messenger RNA, 522 nt
Organism: Fomitopsis serialis
Lineage: Eukaryota; Fungi; Basidiomycota; Agaricomycetes; Polyporales; Fomitopsidaceae
Product: acyl-CoA N-acyltransferase
Exons: 2
Coding region: 1-522 (173 amino acids)
Molecular function (GO): acyltransferase activity, transferring groups other than amino-acyl groups
Source: RefSeq, a predicted model, not a curated record
AUGAUCAUCGACACCGAGCCGGAGGCUAGCACCGCAGCGCAGUCCUCAGUCGCACGACCUACCAUCCGCACUGCGACCCCCGACGACGUUCCCGCCCUCGCGCGGCUUCUCCUUGCAUCCAUGGACACGUCCCUUCCCGACGAACGGCUCUUCCCGCCUCCAGCUGUGCAGACCCUCUGCCUCGAAGAUGCAGUCUCCGGUGAAAUUCUAGGAUAUGCUGCCGUAAAAACAUGCAACGAUACGGAGAAAGAAGACAGGGAGUCGGAGCUAGACAUGCUGUUCGUGAGGGCGGGCAUGUCUGGGCGAGGAUACGGGAGCAUGUUGGUGCAGGCUGUACAAGAACGAUGGAUGGGCAAUGCGGUUUGCGUCAGGGUGUUCGUCAGAAACACGCGUGCUGUGCAGUGCUAUAGAAGAUGGGGAUUUGUGGUGGUGGGCGAGGAGGAGAUGGAAUUUGGUGAGGGUGCUGAGAGACAGAUAGAAGAGGUCUUCACAAUGCGGUGGCGUCCGGUGCAACCCACGUGA